This is a messenger RNA of Brienomyrus brachyistius, 4303 nucleotides long. RefSeq names its product peptidyl-prolyl cis-trans isomerase FKBP9-like. NCBI's taxonomy places the organism in Eukaryota, Metazoa, Chordata, Actinopteri, Osteoglossiformes, Mormyridae. Gene Ontology annotation, molecular function: calcium ion binding; peptidyl-prolyl cis-trans isomerase activity. The record is from RefSeq and is a predicted model, not a curated record. The transcript has 10 exons. Bases 301 to 2001 code for a protein of 566 amino acids.
AACUGCGGCCGGGCUCCUCGUACUCCAAGACCCUCGAAGUGCCACGUAUGAAGCCAGUCCCACUCUCCUCUAGUCUUUGAUCAGAUUUCAGCUCUGUGCAGAAGCGGAAGCAGGGAGCUCGGCUUUCCGUCGGCAUCCACACACACUUGCUGCAGAUCGCGAAUCUGUGCGGGAUUCCCUAACGCCAAAGCGCUUUUCGCGGAGAAGAUCGUGGCCCAGGCAAGAAUCAGUCGGGGGUGUGACGGGUAUCCGUAUAUCUCAGGCCGACAGACUGUCCAGAUUAACAUUUACCCAGUUAAAAUGAGAGAGAUAUGGCCCAGCGUAGUUUAUUUAGCACAGUUGAUAAGCAUUGUUGCUUGCAACGCACCGACGGUGCCGUUAGAUGACAUCGUGAUAGAAAAGACUUUCAUCCCGGAGCACUGCAACAGAGCUGUGAAAGCUGGGGACUUCGUCAGGUACCAUUACAUCGGCAUGUUUCCCGACGGGAGAAAGUUUGACUCCAGCUAUGACAAAGCCUCAACCUACAAUGUGUUUGUGGGCAGAAGGCAGUUGAUUGAGGGCAUGGACAAGGCUCUUCUGGACAUGUGUGUGAAUGAGAGGCGUCUGGUCAGGAUUCCACCACAGUUGGCCUACGGAAAGGAUGGAUAUGGUGACAUCAUCCCACCUGACUCUGUGCUGCAUUUCGAUGUACUUCUGCUGGAUAUCUGGAAUCCGCAGGACCAGGUCGAGGUGAAGACCUACUACAAGCCCGAGACGUGUACCCGGACUGUAGAUGUGUCCGACUUUGUGCGGUACCACUACAAUGGCACACUGCUGGACGGCACACUCUUCGACUCUAGUCACACCCGUCUGCGUACGUAUGAUACCUACGUGGGCAUUGGUUGGCUCAUUGCCGGCAUGGACAAGGGACUGCUGGGGAUGUGUGUGGGUGAGAAGCGCGUGAUCACCAUGCCUCCUUCCCUGGGCUACGGCGAGAAUGGAGAUGGCAGUGACAUCCCAGGCCAGGCCUCACUGGUCUUCGAUGUUGUUCUCCUGGACCUUCAUAACCCGAAGGAUGGCAUCAUGGUGCAGCCCCAAGUGGUACCUGAGAUAUGCCCUCGCAAGAGUCAAGAGGGCGACUACAUGAGGUACCACUACAAUGGCACCCUGUUGGAUGGUACCUUCUUUGACUCCAGCUACUCCCGGAACAGCACCUAUAAUACAUACAUUGGGAAAGGCUACGUGAUCGCAGGCAUGGAUGAGGGCCUGCUGGGUGUUUGCAUUGGGGAGAGGAGGAGAAUUACCAUCCCACCACAUCUGGCCUAUGGCGAAGAGGGAACAGGCACCAGUAUUCCUGGUUCAGCAGUGCUGGUGUUUGACGUCCUUGUGGUGGACUUCCACAACCCCUCAGAUACAGUGCAAAUCACUACCAGUUUCAGGCCCGACGUCUGUGAUACACGUAGUAAGAAGGGCGACUUUGUCAAGUACCACUACAAUGCCAGCCUGAUGGAUGGCACCUUCAUCGACUCCACGUAUCGCUAUGAGAAGACUUACAACAUAGUCCUGGGUGCAGGGCAAGUAGUUCUGGGGAUGGAGAUGGGCCUGCAGGACAUGUGUGUGGGUGAGAAGCGCACACUGGUCAUCCCACCUCAUCUGGCCUAUGGCGAGAGGGGAGUCGAUGGGGAGGUCCCAAGCAGCGCUGUGCUGGCAUUCGACAUCGAGCUGAUCGACAUGGAAGAGGGGCUUCCCGAGGGUUACAUGUUUGUGUGGAAGGAGAACAUCUCCCCCAGUCUUUUUGAAGACAUGGAUAAGAAUAAGGAUGCUAGAGUGGAACCAACAGAGUUCUCGGACUACAUCCUGCAGCAGGUAAAUGAGGGUAAAGGUCGCCUUGCUCCCGGCUUCGACCCACACAGCAUAAUCGAGAACAUGUUCACCAACCAGGAUCGCAAUGGUGAUGGCAAAAUUACAGAGAAUGAAUUCAAACUGAAGGCAGAUGAGUUACAAGAGCAUGAUGAACUUUAGGCCGCGACCAGGGUCCUGAAGCCACCAUUUUUACAAGCCACAGCCAUGCUGAGUAAAUUUUCCAUCCUUCCGGGAUGCACAGGUAACACAGGAGGCUGAACGGACAGUACAAAGAAUGUUUUCCGUGUCAGUCAAUUUUUUUAAAACUUUUUCUUUUGUCUCCCCCCAAUGUUUUACGAGGUAUUUUAUCUGCAUUGAAUCAACAGUACACACAGGUUACUCAUACCUAGCUGGUCUAAACAAAAAGUUUUACGUAUGUAAAUAGGAUCUUUUUGUAUUUUUCUGUUGAGGUUGAUAUUUUUGUGGAUACCUUGCUGAACUAUGAACUACGCAUAACAUUCUGGAACAUUCAAAGGCACACUACCAUGGUUAGUGGCCCCUGAGCUUUUUCAAAUUAUCAUAGCAGCCCCCCAGACUUUAGCCCGGGUGAGGCCGUGCCUUAAAGCACCCCCAGGAAUAUUUCAAGAUUAGCGUCUUGGCUGACAAUCUGACAUGCAAAGCCAGUUUGAAUAGUUUGUUUAAAAAUAUUGACUAGACAAUUACCUAGGGGCUACUUCAGGCGAUUCUUUUAAGUUGUUAAUUUGCAAGUGCGAUUAGAAGUGUGUGUGUGUUAAUUUUGGUGGUGGGGGGUUGCCUUCCUGGCUUUAAAGUUUAAUUCUUUUAUACAUUCUUUGUCCUUACCAUCUGUGGAAGUUUAAAUUUCAGAAGGACAAAAAGAAUUCAAAAUUGACACUCUGUAUCCGGAGAUGAUUUCCUUAUUGAAUUUCUCAUGCACGAGGAGGUCCCCCAGACAGUCACCUGCUUUGUAAACAUGGGGAGUGGGGUCUAAUGCAACCCCUGUCACUCAUUUCUCUCCUAACUCGCGUCACUAAAUCAGUUUUCAUUCCUCGAGCUCUAAAAAGUUGUUUCCAGUGCCAAUAUGACGUUUGUGAUUCUUAUAAAAACUGAAUUACAGGAAAUAUUUCUGUAUUUGUAUAAACAGGAAAAAUUAGGAACCGUCUGCUGACUCCUGGAUCAGCGUAAGCUCCAAGGCCAGACACUCUUGUGUUCUGCCCUCUGCGCACACUGCAGAUUCCUGCGAGGUUAGCUCGACCGUUACGGCGAAAUAGCCAAGUCACUUAUUUGUAUAGUGCAUUUAAGAACUGCAGGGGUUGGACCCAAGGUCCUUUCCAGUUGAUGGAAAAAUGGAUUAACAAGUAUUACAUAGAUACUAUAUAAUAUUAUAUUAUAUAGUAAUAUAUAAGAACAACAUGAAAAUAUGCAUACAAAAAAAAUAAGAAUUAGAUUUAAAAAAUAAUGAAAUGUAACAACAAAGAGAAAAAACCGUAAAAGGGCAAUUAAAAAUGAGUAUUAUUAACGUGAAUUUAGAGUAAAUUAAGGGUGGACUUGGCAGAAUGGGAGAAGCGGUGAAAGCAAGAGAGAUACAUCAUCAAUAGCAGAGCAGGACUUUAUAGUAGGAUGGGGGGGGGGGUGCAGAGAGAGCCUGGUCACCUUGUGAGGGUUAGGGUAAGUGGCCGGGGGACAGAAUGUGGAAUUAGCAGGUCGGAGAUGUAUCAUGGGGCUAAAGCAUUGAGCACUUUUAAAAACAAAUAGCAGAAUUUAAAAACCAGCUCUGUAUUUGACAUUAUCCCAAUAGGUAAGCGAUUACAUGGUAAAUCCAGAAAAAGUUACUGAGUAAAAUGAUGUAAAAGCAUUUCUUUUAAUACAUGCAUAACUGAAUAUUGGUAUGGAUGUUAUUCCCCAGCCCACAGGACCAGGAAUACAUGCUUUUUACUGCUUAAUAUCUGCUCUGAUGCUGAUGGAUUUUCCCGUCUCUUGCUACACCCACAAUGUUCUUUCCCCUAGUAUGCUGCUCCCACAGCUUACCCCAGUUCCUGCCCUGGGGAGGGACAUUCACAAAUACACAUGUAGGACAAGCCAAGGCCUGACCACAGUCCCAUCAUGCACUUCUUCUCCAGCAGGCCUUCUUUCCUGUUCUCCAGGUUUUGUACCACACAACACCUCGGACUAUUAUUUUCAAAAACCAGUUGAAACUUAAGCCAAAUCAAGGUUGAUUCAAGACUUUUACUGAGGCUAAGGGCAGUGAAAGAGUAGAGUCUUGACAACAAUGCUGCUGUGUACUCACUCACCUGGAGUGCAUGAUUUGCGCGUGAAAGAUAUGCUGCGUGAGCCCGGUGUGCUGAAUAUCACUAAAUGGACUGAAAAACAGUGUUCUCAUAUAGAAGUAAAUUAUAUGCGUUGACUUACCCAUUUUUUACCAGUGUGUAUGUGGUUUUAAUAAAUAAAUGAUUGUGGCUCUGAA